AAGAUCACCCCAACAAAGAAAAAUAAAAAUCAAAAUUGCUGGAAGGUUUGGGCAGCAAGUUUAGUUAUUAUUGACUGAAAAAUGAAAAUUGACCAUACAACUGGACUAUAAAUAAGUUGAUAGGGGAGCUGAAAAAGAGAAGCAACACAAGUCCAGAAGGUGUUAAGAGAAAAAUGGAAUCAACAAAAGAAAGACAAGAUAAUGCAAUGGAGAGAAUACCUCUAAAGAAUCCAUCCAAGAUGGGGAAGUUUCAGCUUUCUCACAGAGUUGUAUUGGCACAGUUAGGAAGGUUAAGAUCUUACGGUUACCUUCCGAAACUACAUGCCGUCUUGUACUACUCUCAGAGAACCACAUAUGGUGAAUUUCUCACUUCAAAAGCCACUGCAAUAUCUGAAACUUCUCUCGGGUAUAUUUUUAGCCUUUAUUUUAGAACGCCUAGAAUUUGGACCAAGGAACAAGUGGAAGCAUGGAAACCAAUUGUGAACGAUGUCCAUGAAAAGGGCGGAAUAUUUACUGUCAGAUAUGGCAUGUGGGAAGAGUUUUGUCUAAUCUUAUCUUAUACUAUAAUAAAGAAAAACCCGACAUUUCGAACAUCAACAGUUUUUGGUCGUCCGAAAACAAUAUGACCAUGAUACCCCUUCGUGUUUUCAACUUUACAAAGCGAACGAACGAAAAUUUCAAUCAUCUUACUUUCUGUCUCUGUCCUAGUUCACUCCU
This is a messenger RNA of Papaver somniferum (opium poppy), 717 nucleotides long. Its product is annotated as 12-oxophytodienoate reductase 1-like. The record is from RefSeq and is a predicted model, not a curated record. NCBI's taxonomy places the organism in Eukaryota, Viridiplantae, Streptophyta, Magnoliopsida, Ranunculales, Papaveraceae. The coding region runs from base 174 to 626 and encodes 150 amino acids. The transcript has 2 exons. Gene Ontology annotation, molecular function: oxidoreductase activity; FMN binding.